GACUAUGUAUUCGAUUUUUUUUUUUUUUAAAUUUGCUGCUAAAUCUACAUGUACAUUGAAAAAACAGUAGUGCGUAAAAUUAUGUUCCAAUGAAUUGAUAUGAAUAUCUAUGAUUCACCAUCUAUGAAGUUGUUUAAAUAAAUAUUUGCAGGAAAUUAAACGGAAGAAUUUCUUGGCUGCACAAUAGUUUACAGCAACACAAGAACUUUUAUAAUACGUCAAGAAAAUUACUAAAAGAGAAAAUGUGGAAGCUUAAAUUGUCGGAAGGGAAAGAUGAACCAUGGCUUAGAAGUGUAAACAAUCACAUUGGUCGUCAGUAUUGGGAGUUCUAUCCAAACCUCGGAACACAAGAAGAACGAGAACAAGUCCAAAAACUUCGUGCAAAAUUUCACAAAAAUCGUUUCGAGAUCAAACAGAGUUCCGAUCUCCUAAUGAGAAUGCAGUUUGAGAAGGAGAAGAGACAUGAAAUGGGAUUGCAACAAGUGAAAGUUGGAAGUGAGGAAGAAAUAAGUGAAGAAGCAGUGGUGAGAACGUUGAGGAGAGGGUUGAGGUUUUACUCUACCAUCCAAGCUCAUGAUGGCCAUUGGCCUGCUGACUAUUCUGGUCCUUUAUUUCUUUUGCCUUUUUUGGUUAUAAGUUUAUCAGUGAUGGAGAUGAUAAAUGCAAUUUUGAAAGAGGAGCACCAAAAGGAGAUCCUCCGCUACAUAUAUAAUCAUCAGAAUGUAGAUGGAGGAUGGGGAUUACAUAUAGAAGGACACAGCACCAUGUUAUGUACUGCCCUCAAUUAUGUGAGUUUGAGAAUUCUUGGAGAAGAAAUGGAUGGUGGAAAUGGUGGCAUGAAGGAAGCAAGAAAAUGGAUACUUGAUCAUGGUGGUGCUACUUUUAUUCCCUCAUGGGGAAAACUAUGGUUCUCGGUACUUGGUGUAUAUGAAUGGGGAGGCAACAAUCCUCUUCCACCAGAACUAUGGCUUCUUCCAUACAUUGUUCCCAUACAUCCAGGUCGCAUGUGGUGUCACGCUCGGAUGGUAUAUUUGCCAAUGUCAUAUUUAUAUGGGAAAAGAUAUGUGGGCCCAAUUAAUUCCACCAUUUUAUCACUGAGGAGGGAGCUUUACAAUCAUGAUUACCACCAAAUUGAUUGGAACUUGGCAAGAAACCAAUGUGCUAAGGAAGAUUUAUACUAUCCUCAUCCAGCAAUACAAGACAUUGUGUGGGAUGGUCUGCACAACAUAGUCGAGCCUCUUCUAAAUAAAUGGCCAUUCAAUUAUCUAAGGAAAAAGGCACUCACCCUUGCAAUGGACCACAUUCAGCAUGAAGAUGAGAUCUCUAACUAUGUUUGCAUUGGGCCUGUCAACAAGGUCUUAAACAUGCUUUGUCGUUGGAUAGAGGAGCCAGACUCAUUUGCAGUCAAACAUCACCUCUCAAGAAUUAAGGAUUAUCUCUGGCUAGCUGAAGAUGGCAUGAAAAUGACGGGAUAUAAUGGAUCGCAAUUGUGGGAUGUUGGUUUCGCCGUUCAAGCAAUUAUAGCAACCAAUCUUUGUGAUGAAUAUGGCUCAAUGCUUAGAAAAGCACACUUCUUCAUCAAUGUCUCACAGAUUAAGGAAGAUAGGGGUAUCAACAUGAGCUCCUGGUAUAGGCAUAGUAGUAAAGGUGGAUGGCCCCUCUCCACACCAGACGAUGGCUGGUCUAUUUCCGAUUGCACUGCAGAGGCUCUAAAUGCAGCAUUAAUGUUGUCAAGAAUGGCAGAUGAUAUUGUUGGAGAAGCAAUAGAACCUAGUAGGUUAUAUGAUGCUGUCGAUUUUCUUCUCUCCCUACAGAAUAACAGUGGAGGUUUUGCAACAUAUGAGCUCACGAGAUCUUAUCCAUGGCUAGAAAUGCUUAAUCCAUCGGAAACUUUUGGAGAAAUCAUCAUUGAUUACCAGUAUGUGGAGUGCACCUCUGCAGCAAUCAUUGGUCUAAAAUAUUUCAGAAAAUUGCAUCCUGGCUACCGAAGGAAAGAAAUAGAAGCAUGCAUUAACAAGGCUCUUACUUUCAUACAAACCAUCCAACUCCCUGAUGGCUCCUGGUAUGGAUCUUGGGGAGUGUGCUACACUUAUGGGACAUGGUUUGGCAUAAGAGGUUUGGUUGGUGGGGGCAAUACAUAUGAGAGUUGCCAUGGCAUUAGGAAAGCUUGUGAUUUUCUACUUUCUAAGCAACUCCCUUCUGGUGGCUGGGGAGAAAGCUAUCUUUCAUGCCAGGACAAGGUAUAUACAAAUAUUGAAGGCAACAAAUGGCACAUUGUGAACACUGCAUGGGCUAUGCUGGCUCUUAUUGAAGCUGGUCAGGCCAAGAGAGAUCCCACCCCACUCCACCAAGCAGCUAAAGUGUUAAUCAAUUCCCAGAUGGAAAAUGGAGAUUUUCCACAACAGGGUAUUAUGGGAGUAUUUAACAAGAACUGCAUGAUAGGCUACUCUACCUACAGAAACACUUUUCCCAUAUGGGCCCUUGGAGAAUAUCUAAAUCAAGUAUUACUGCCACCAAAAACAUAAUUAUGUAUUUAUUUAGUACCCAUUAAAUGUCUAAAAUGUGUGUGCAAUGUGUAAUAACUAUAAUGUUUGUGCUUUGGAUGCCUUAUCCAUAUAAUGUAAAUAGAUAAAAUAAUGUAAAAUUUGACUUU
This is a messenger RNA of Ipomoea nil (Japanese morning glory), 2653 nucleotides long. Its product is annotated as cycloartenol synthase 2-like. Gene Ontology annotation, biological process: triterpenoid biosynthetic process. The record is from RefSeq and is a predicted model, not a curated record. NCBI's taxonomy places the organism in Eukaryota, Viridiplantae, Streptophyta, Magnoliopsida, Solanales, Convolvulaceae. Gene Ontology annotation, molecular function: intramolecular transferase activity. The coding region runs from base 243 to 2525 and encodes 760 amino acids. Gene Ontology annotation, cellular component: lipid droplet. The transcript is spliced from 19 exons.